Mollisia scopiformis is the source of this 450-nucleotide messenger RNA. RefSeq lists its product as uncharacterized. The coding region runs from base 1 to 450 and encodes 149 amino acids. The transcript has 2 exons. The record is from RefSeq and is a predicted model, not a curated record. Lineage: Eukaryota; Fungi; Ascomycota; Leotiomycetes; Helotiales; Mollisiaceae.
AUGGCCUACACAUACGCUGAAGCCAUCCAGAUCAUCAUUGAACUACACUUUGCCUGGGACCUAAACUCCUUCUUCGGUGGCCCUAGAGAACCAGAGCUCUACUUGCUCAUGCUGGCCUUCCAAGCAUUGGCCGUUAAUGUCACCACAUUUGGCGAAGCUGUAGCUCAGGGUGCAGCAAUGGGAGAUCUCAUGUGGGAUAUUGGCAGGAGACAAGGGACUGUUCUGCGUCGUGUUUAUGAAGCGUUAGACAACAUCAUCCUCAGCAUACUCGUUCCGCCACCAGGAGUUGGUCUUUUGCUUAGUAGAGUUGAGUUCGAGGUGCUUUCCCGACUGUACGAUGUCUUAGAACAACACGAUACGGCUGGAGACAUGGAUGAUCUUGUAUCGGAGGAGGAGAAUAGCGAGGAUGACGCAGACGAAGAGGAUGAAGCAAACGAAGAGGAUGAAUAA